Molecule: messenger RNA, 1998 nt
Organism: Trichoderma virens Gv29-8
Lineage: Eukaryota; Fungi; Ascomycota; Sordariomycetes; Hypocreales; Hypocreaceae
Exons: 3
Biological process (GO): positive regulation of proteasomal ubiquitin-dependent protein catabolic process; ubiquitin-dependent protein catabolic process; protein polyubiquitination
Cellular component (GO): cytoplasm; ubiquitin ligase complex
Molecular function (GO): ubiquitin conjugating enzyme binding; zinc ion binding; ubiquitin protein ligase activity
Source: RefSeq, a predicted model, not a curated record
GAUGACGAUGACGCUCGCACCACCGAGCUGGAAACGCUCGAGGCCAUUUAUCCCGAGCUUCGUCGCCCAGAUGGCUGUGGAUUCGCCUUUGAACUCGAGCUGCCCGUGGAACCGGCUGCUCCCGUAACCGUGACGUUUCCUGCCGCUGCUCCGUCUGACCAGGCUCUCAACGGCUCGGCGUCUGAUGCGCCGGCUUUGGUAGACUCUUUGCAAGUCUCUCACCUACCUCCUCUUACCAUGCACAUCACGCUUCCGGAUGGCUAUCCCGCAGAAUGCGCGCCCCUGGUCAAGAUCUCAACCACUCCUCAAUGGCUCUCGGCCGAGAUGCUUGCUCGGCUUGCGGGAGAAGCACCUCAACUGUGGGAAGAGAUGGGACGGGACCUGGUGGCCUACACUUAUAUCGAUCACAUUCAGCGGGCUGCUGACGACGUAUUUGGAGCCAUCACUGCCGAGGGGACUCUCCAGGUCGACCCUGAGCAUAAGCUCGCUGUGCUGGACUACGAUAUCAAAGCCAAGAAGGCGGCGUUUGAUAAAGAGACGUUCAACUGUGGUAUCUGCUUAGAUCCUAAGAAAGGAUCAAAGUGCCACAAGAUGCUUGACUGCACUCACAUUUUCUGCUUGCAAUGUCUCCAGGACUUCUACAAUGACGCCAUCAAAGAAGGCAAUUUGUCGACUGUUCGCUGUCUGGCGCCCAACUGUGCCAAAGACCGUUCCACCGCCGCAAACGCUGCGGGAGAAAAGGGACGCAAGCCAAAGACCUUCAUCAGUCCCAGCGAGCUGCUGCAGAUUGGCCUUUCUGAGGAUAUGGUGAAGCGUUAUGUUGAUCUCAAGUAUAAAACGGAGCUCGAAUCUGAUAAAAACACCAUCUACUGCCCUCGACAGUGGUGCAACGGAGCUGCACGCUCCAAAAAGCACAAGAAACCUUCAGGACUCGAAUUUGAAGAAACUUCAGAUGCCGAGUCUGAUCAAGAUGAAAAGAGUGAAGCCAACGGAAAGGGCAAGAAAGCGGCAGACAAAUUCAACCGCGGCGACCUCUUGUCUGUCUGUGAGGAUUGUGGAUUUGCCUUUUGCAGUAGAUGCUUUCAGUCAUGGCAUGGAGAAUUCUUCCAAUGCGCGCCCAGGCGCCAGGACGGCGAGCUUACCGAGGACGAGAAGGCUUCUCUCGAGUAUCUCAAGCUGCAUACGAGUCCCUGCCCAACCUGCAACGCUCCGGCACAAAAGACUCACGGCUGUAACCAUAUGAUUUGCUCGCGAUGCGACACACACUUUUGUUACCUAUGCUCCUGUUGGCUGGAUCCAGGGAAUCCAUAUCGACAUUACAACCAACAAGAAGAUGGCAAGGUUACAUCAUGCUAUAUGCGCCUGUGGGAGCUGGAAGGUGGAGAUGGGGAUGACGUCGGCAUUGGAUUUGUUGGCGGACGAGGUGCUGCGGUAAACAAUGAUGCUAAUGAAGCUGUGCCUGAAGAUCAAGAGGCUCUGGACUUGAUUGGCGUCGCUGUCGAAGAGGUGGAUGACGAAAUCGACGAAAAUGCCAAUGCUAAUGCCAAUGUGCCGGUGCAGCUUGAUGAGCACGGCCAGAGAGUUGCAGUGGCUCGCGAGGCUCCCCUUGUUCUACGACUGAUGGACAAUCCAGUCAAUAACGCCAACAAUAACAAUAACAAUAUCAAUAUCAAUAUCAAUAUCAAUCAGGGGCGUGGGGGGCAUCAGGGUGCAAACAACCAACCAGCCAGAGCUCGCGGUGGAGGAGCAGGACGAGGACGUGGUGCGGCACAUGGUCCGAACCCUCGUGGAGGCCAAGCUGCCAACAAUAAUGCUAGAGGUCAUCCUGCUAACCGUGCAAGGGACCCCAAUAACAACAACAAUAACAAUCCGGAGGUGCUGAAUGCUGAUCAGGAGGCGUGGGUCCGACACUUUGUUCAGAUGGCACUCAUUGAUGCUGAAGAUGAGGUUGACGGUGACGAUUCAGACCUAGAUGAAAACAUUUGGCGUUUUCGGUGA